Pomacea canaliculata is the source of this 4888-nucleotide messenger RNA. Its product is annotated as motile sperm domain-containing protein 1-like. The record is from RefSeq and is a predicted model, not a curated record. Lineage: Eukaryota; Metazoa; Mollusca; Gastropoda; Architaenioglossa; Ampullariidae. The coding region runs from base 242 to 880 and encodes 212 amino acids. The transcript is spliced from 7 exons. Gene Ontology annotation, cellular component: cytoplasm.
UUUCUUACAUUUAUUAUUUUAGGAAAUAUUAUACGUCUGCUAGUCCUCCACAGAAGAAAAAAAAAUUUACUCGAAAUCUAUUUUUAGAAAUUGCUCAGCCAUUGGUGUUUAUGGUUUCCUAAAUUUUCAUUUCAGGAACCCGACGCAGAGGCUCUAAUGCUAGAGCAGAAACAUGUUAAGUCUUCCAGACGAAUGACAACAUACAGAGGUGGAGCUGGCUUCCACACAUAAGAGGGGUGCAAUGGCCUCCCCGGCCAAGUCCAGGGACAGUACAGUGGCUGUCCUGGUCAUCCCCCCAUCCCUCACUUUCUACACCAAUGAUGUGAAAACUCAUCAGCAGGUGUUUACUAUUUACAACUUGAACGACUUCCCUGUGAAGUAUGCAGUAACAUCAACUACCCCUCAGAAGUACCACAUACCCAAUGACGUUGGUGUAGUGGAUGGUAAAGAUUACAAGAAUAUAGAUAUUACUAUCAAAGAAGUCUUCCUUAAAAACGAAGGAGUGAUUGACAAAUUCAGAGUAAAUCUCUAUGACCGUAAAGAUUUCCUAGGACACAAAGAUGUGACAGCACAGCUAUUACCUGGCAGAUCAAAAACACUAGAGGAGGGCAGUGAUAAGUUUCGUUCUAUGUCUCCUCAGCAAACAUCUACAUGCCAGUCUACAGACAGAGAUAUUACCCUUUCCGCACAAUCAAGGGGGCCAGGUCUAGGACUCAUAAUGACGUGUAUGAUCCUUUUACUUGUUCUGUGCCUUCCUAACCAAGGGGAUACUGAGAGUAGUCUCCCCAUGUACUUACAUCUUUCAGUCAACAACAAAGUGUUUAUAGGAAUCAUUUUUGGGGUCUUGAUGACAUUGAUGGUUCAGAAUGCCAACAGGUAACAUCCAUGAGUCAGCAGAAACAUUUCAGAGAUGUCUUGGUCUGCAGGCAGUGUUUCUUCAUUAGCUUCAUCUGUCAGUUUUACAUCUGCUCUUUGCUACUUUUAGUUGCGUGAAUGAGUGUGAAAGUAUGAGUGCGCAUGUAUUUGCAUAUGUCUGGGUGCAAGGGUGCAUCGACAUGAUUGUGCACAUGCAUUGAAUCACACAAUAAUAAACUAAUUUUUAUUUCAAAAUACUUUAACUCUUGCUGUUUGCAUUUUUUUUUUAAAAAAAAGGCCAUUGUCACGAUGUCUUGGCAUUGAUGUUCUAGCCUUAUUUUUAAAUUAUUAUGGCAUUCUCAUCUUUUUUUCUUUUGGUUGUAAAUAAGUAUAAAUAUCUUGCACAAAAUACCUCAAGGCAGUGGCCUAUCUGGAUAUGAAAUGCUUUUAUUCAAGUUUUGUUUGAAAGACAUUUUAUCCAUUGGUAACAUGGUGUUUUAUAUGCUUUGUGUGUUAGUAGCAUAGACUGUUGUGUGCAGCUGAACCCAGAACCCUACUUUCAUACCUCAUAAAGGAGUGACUCCACUAUCAGGCUGUAAGCACCAAACAUUACUAAUUCUUGUAAAUCCCCCAACUACAAUUUUAAGUGUGCAUAUGUGAGGGAUGGAGCAAUACACUGACCAUUUUUUCUGCUGUAAAGAUAAAUAUGGACGUGUUAAUGUGAGACACCCCUUCUUUCUGCAAAAAAAAAAAUCCUUUAUGGACUAUCUGUGUUGCAAUUAGAGACCAUUACAUCAUAUAGAUUCACAAAAUAAAUGCAGUCAUUCAAUUCCUAGGAUUUAUUCCCAAAUGUGAAAUAUCUGAUAACAGAUGGAACUGUGAUUGUGACAGACCAGCGUUGUCUUAAAAAAUAUGUAAAAUCCUGAAUGGACUAUCUUGUGUUGCUAAUAGAGACCAUUAUAGUAUUUAGAUUGACAAAAUUGAGUCCAGUGUGGUUUAAUCCCUUAAUCACUAAAAUCUACAUGUAGAAUCUCAAAAAAAUCUGUCCUAAGUAUCCUUAUAGUCACAUCAUUUGAUAUCUGGUGCUGCACUAAUAAAAGGGAUACCAAUGCAGAAAAGUAAUUGGGGCAAGUGAAAACAGUUGUCAGCACAGCUAAACUUUGAGUUAAACUGUGAUUUGUGGCUUAAGCAUUCAUUCCAUAUACAGUUGGGAAGGCAGCAGAAAGUGUAUUUCUUCAAACCCUCAGCACUCCACGUGUUCACAGCUCAUGGUGAACAGCAUUGAACUGCUGAGGGACAAGCACACGCUACCUGACUGUAUAGAGCCUGAACUAGUCUGUUGUACAAGCCGUAAAAUUAUUCUACAGUUUUCAUUAAAGUUUCUCAGCAAUCUUAUCCUCAAAGCAUUGCACGAGGCAACCUUCUGUACCACACCAAAGUUCCAUGCACUAAUCCCAAGACGAGAGCCUUCCAUAUAAAACCAUGAAGGACAACAGCCUUUAUAUAGUAUUUUUUAAACUUUGCCCUCAUUGUUUGCCUCAAGACCAUUGUUUUUCUGCUGAAUGUCUGCUGCUGAUCUCAACUCACCAUUUUUUCUUUUGACGUUACCUACAUUGUGAUGAUUACUCUUGUAUGGUGACUUGCUGACUUGUCAGCUGCAGGCUGUGUGAUCAAAUGUACUCGCUAUUGAAAAACCCAGCAUAUUAUUUAUUAUUCAAUGGAAAUUUUACAUUUGUGUAAAGGGAGCAUACCCAUUAUAGAACGUGGAAUGUUUUUUAAAGUGGUUAUAAUAGUGAUGGUGCUUAUUACCAGUGAACUGUAUUUUUUUUUAAAGAAGUGAAAUUAUUUUGAAAAAUUGUAUUAUAAAAUUUAUUUUCAUGCGGAAACACCUCGGUGCUUUUAAAAGAAAAUUACUGACGACAUCAUUGAUCAUCCACCAAUAGUGUUAUUGUAAUCUGUUCUAGUCAUGAAAGUCUCAAAAGUUUGUCAACUUAUGGGAUAUCUCUAAGUGGUAGUAUGCAUGCUACCUCAGAGGAUGAUUGGUUUUGAGUCUAUGGCAGAACAGGGCUAAUAAUUUGUGAGAAUUUUUUUUUUUAUCAGGCAUUGUACAUCAUGGCAAUAGUUGCAUAGUAGUUUCAUUACAGCUUUUCAUUUAUUAAGUUUUGGAAUCCAUGUUGUCAUCUGUAUAAAUCUAUUUAGGCAUGUUUCUCCCUGCUGGAAUUUUUUUUUUGUAUAUGUGUCACAUUCAUGGUUCUGUGCUUUUGAGGUUGUGUAAUUGAUGGGAAAAAAAUUUAAGUAUUGUAAUUUGUGUGUGUUUUUAAGGGUGGGAGUGGGAGAAGGUGAUAUAAGUGUGAAAGGGGGUGUUUGGGCUUCCUACUGUUCUAUAUUGAGUGCAGGAUGUGUGCAAUAAAAUACAACAAAUGUGACAGAAGCAUAAUUCAAACAAGUGGAAGAUGAUUUUUUACUCUUGCUGAAGUGUGUAGACGCACUUUAGAUUUUCACACUUGCAUGACAUACAAUAAAAAGAUAGUUUAGAAAACAAAAGUUAGCUACUAACUCAGACCAGUGAAUGAAAGGCCAUUAUUAUUAUUGAAUGGACAAAAUUUGCAUGACCAAUAAUGUCAAAUACCUUGUGGCUGCUCACAAGCACUUUAGAAAAUUCCAGCACUAAUAAAAAUUGAACAGCUGUAAUAAAACUGAAUAUUAUGACAUUACACUCUUAAAAAUCCUAAAUUGAUCUAGCUUUCAUAAAUGACAAGUGCUCUUUUACAAAUUGAAAACAGGACAAAUCUUAUGACAUCAAGUCACGCCUUGAUUUCUGCAUGUCCAAGUAUUCAUAAUGCAUCAGAGCUCAGAGUUGCUAGAAAACUGUCAAAUUACUCCUCCACACCUUGGCUGUUUAGACGACAGUGUGAAGUAUAAAGUGAGAAUUCUAUCAGCUAGUUUCAUUUUUAAAAUUUAAUGUUGGAGAUCAUUGAAAAAUAAAUUUUCUCCGAGUCAUUGCUUAAAUAUUCAACAAGUCAGUUACCACAGAUAUUCUGGCUGUUAGGUGUUACACCAUGAGCGAAGCCCACUUCUGGAAGGUGUCCAAGAAAGGGACUCUAUCCACCUCCAUAGAUGUGGGUUUGAUAUAAAGCUAUCUCGCAUGCAUUUCUGAAAUGGAUGCUCUGCAACUCCAAACAGGUGACAUCAGGAGAUAUGUACACCUUGCCACAGCCAUAGAUCACAGCCUAGCCUGAUACCUGUGGUCUGUUUUUAUGGUCCCUAAUACCUGCUUAUUCAAUUGCUGAUAUUAAAAUUCCUUGGCACAAGAAUUACAAAAUUUAGGAAGGACCAUUGUGAUAAAUUUUACUUAAACAUAUCUAAAAGUCUGGUGAGGUGCAAAACGGUUUUCUAAUGACAGAGUAAAUCUUGGUGCUCAGAUAAUAUCCAGAUGAACACCCCACUACCAUUCUGGAGAUACCUACAAACAUAACCAUGCACAGAACAAAGUGAAAAUUAUAAUGUUACAUUUAUACACAGAUAUGCCAAAUAAACAUGUGGUCUAAGUUCUUCCACUAGUUGAAUCCUUGACAAAAGUAAACACAUCCAUGUAUCCAUAUAUCUUGGCAUUUAAUCAUUUGAUUCUCACUUUCCUUUUGGUUUUCUGCAGCUGCUAAUGUUUUAUUUGUGUACUUUUCUGUAACUUUUCGGCGCAUUGAGCGUUUCCCAAGGAUUCGGAUUUUGCGCGUUAUAAGUCUCCUUCAUAUCAUAUCAUAUCAUUUAUGUUGUUGACUUCUUCAGCACAUGGUGUUUGUAGAUACCUAUCUCAAGAAAGUGGGUUGAGGGAGGUGGGGGGAGUUGGAGUUUAUUCAUUUUCAUCAAGGUUUGAGAAAUAUCAUCUUGAAUUAAGCUCUGCCCAGUCAUAAGGAAAAACAAAUUUUUGAUCUAGCUAAUCCUUAAAUUUAUCACAAGAAGCUACGUUAAGUCUUCUUUAUGAUUGUUUGUGACCUUCUGGUCUUAUCAACAGUACUGUUGGGUUGUAACCAAAAUU